Knipowitschia caucasica is the source of this 3075-nucleotide messenger RNA. The record is from the annotation of a GenBank genome assembly. NCBI's taxonomy places the organism in Eukaryota, Metazoa, Chordata, Actinopteri, Gobiiformes, Gobiidae.
AUGGAGCCACCUCUAACUGCCCCAUUCUUCAACUUCAACACAAGGACGAACGAUCCGGAUUAUGCCGAUAUUUCUGCGCGUUUUUGGAGCUUGAAAGUUUUACUGGAGACUGCUUCACGAGAUGGACUCCACGUUGUCAAAAGCUUCAUAACGAUAAACCACGAGGACGUCAUAUUCCAUACAUCAAAAGGUUCCACGGUGGCGGUGCCAGUGUCGUGCGCGGCCUCGUUUCCCAUGGACCUGCGGCUAGCGGGGGAGCGGGGGAUGCGUUCGGGCUCCGACACCGCACUCCUCACGCCGCUGCACCCGCCUCUGCUGCUCAGCCCGUUCUCCCACCCACCCCGGGCCUCCUUCUCCCACCAGCAAUUGCACCAUCACAUCCGGUUUAACAUGGAGCAGAGGAGGCGGGAGCAGGAGCAGCACGAGAAGCAGCAGGAGCUACAGCAGCUCAAGCACAAGGACAAGAGUCAACAAAGCGCAGUCGCCAGCUCCUUGGUUAAACAGAAGCUUCAGGAGGUGAUCUUGAAGAAGCAAAAGGAGAAGUCAAAUACCAACCCUUUGUCCACUCCUGCCGUUCCCUAUAGAAAUCUGGCCCCCGAUCCCAGUGUCUCCUCUUCCCCACUGGCCUUGUCACCGUCUCAGUCUGUGUCCGAGGCUUCUGAGGGGACGCCACUCCGCAGAGCAGCUUCAGAACCCAAUCUGAAGGUAAAGUUGAAGAAACACUUGAACUCCCGGAAGAGCCCUUUGACGCGAAAAGAGAGCGCACCCUCAGCUGUUAAAACGCUGGACUCUUCUCCCAGCAGCAGCAGCACUCCAGUCUCCGGCUGUAGUUCUCCCAAUGACAGUCUCCCCAAUGAAAACGGACUGCUGCCCUCUACUGGCCUUUCACAUGAGGCUCAGAAGCUUCUGCUCAGAGACGGCUCUAUGGCCAACUUCACGGUUCACAGUUCUGGUUCUCAGCCCACUAUCACACUGGGACUUCCAGCUAAUGCACGGGCUGAUGGGGACCUCUCCUCGCUGAAGGUGGGCAGGAUGCCUCUGGUCACUGCGGGAGGCUCUCCGGUCUUUCUCCCCCUGAGCAGAGAGGACCAGAGUGGGCAGUUUAACCCUCACCCUCUGCCUGUUAUCAUUCUAGAGCCUUCCGGUCUGAUGCACUCUCCACUGCUCUCUGUUCCAGGUUUAGAUGGGGUCCCGCUGCACUUCUCCUCACAGUUGGAUCGUCUGUCUCCAGGGGGCGCUGCUCCUCACAAACCGCUGGGCAGAACUCGCUCUGAGCCACUGCCUCCCAGCCCUCGAGCACUGCACUUACACCUCCUGCAGCAGCAGCACAACACACAGCUGCUGGAGAGGCUCAAGCAGCAGACGCCCCUGGGCAAGCUCAUGUCCAAGUCCAUUGAGAAGCCACGACUGCACCAGAUCCCCUCGGAGGAGAUGGACUCAGAAGAUGGGGAAGGCUCUUCACCUUCAGAAUCCCCCUAUCAGAGCAGAGUGCUGGCAGAGUCGCUGAGGGAGACAGAGUCAAAGACCCAUGAAGAGCAGAUGAACCUGCAACAUGCCCUCAUUCUCAACCAGUCCUUGCUGUGGGAGCAGCAGAAAGAGUUGCAGCAGCUUCAGCAUCACAUGAAGACUCUGACUGUGCCUGUGUUACGAGCAGGAGGCGGCGUUGUCCAUCCGCCCCUGUCUCGCACACAGUCCUCCCCAGCGUCCACAUCACUGACCCUGCCUGAGAAAACCCUGAGUUUGCCCGGUCAGGAGGUCAGCUGCAAGCUGCGCUUUACAACUGGUCUGGUGUAUGAUAAUUGCAUGCUGAAGCACCAGUGCACCUGUGGAGAUAACAGUAAUCACCCAGAGCAUGCUGGGAGAAUCCAGAGCAUCUGGUCCCGCCUCCAGGAGAGAGGGCUCAAAGGCCAGUGUGAGCAUAUUCAUGGGCGAAAGGCGACACUGGAGGAGUUGCAGUCCGUUCACUCAGAGAAGCAUGUGCUGCUGUACGGCACCAACCCACUCAACAGACUCAAACUGGACAACCGCAAGUUGGCUGGCAUCCUCUCUCAAAGAACGUUGGUGAUGUUGCCGUGUGGCGGCGUCGGGGUUGAUAAUGACACCAUUUGGAACGAGGUGCACACAUCCACAGCGUCACGGACGGCGGCGGGGAGCGUGGUGGAGCUGGCUCUCAAAGUGGCCAAAGGAGAACUCAAGAAUGGCUUUGCUGUGGUCAGACCACCAGGGCACCACGCGGACCCCUCCAAUCCCAUGGGGUUUUGUUACUUCAACUCGGUGGCGAUUGCAGCCAAGCAGCUUCAGCAUAAACUUAGCGUCAGCAAGGUCCUCAUCGUUGACUGGGAUGUCCACCAUGGAAACGGUACCCAGGAAGUGUUCUACAGUGACCCCAACGUCCUGUACAUAUCAUUACAUCGUUAUGACGGCGGCAACUUCUUCCCUGGAAGUGGCUCCCCUGCAGAAGUUGGAUCAGGCUCUGGGGAAGGCUUCAACGUCAACAUUGCUUUCACUGGAGGACUGGAGCCACCCAUGGGAGAUGCAGAGUAUCUUGCAGCAUUCAGAACUGUGGUGAUGCCCAUUGCUCAGGAGUUCUCCCCAGAUGUGGUGCUGGUCUCGUCCGGCUUCGACGCUGCUGAGGGUAACCCCGAUCCGCUGGGAGGCUACAAAGUCUCUGCCAAAUGCUUCGGAUUCCUGACCCGGCAGCUCAUGACGCUGGCAGGGGGUCGGCUGGUGCUGGCCCUUGAAGGAGGUCACGAUCUCACCGCCAUCUGCGACGCUUCGGAGGCCUGUGUGGGAUCUCUGCUGGGGCUGCAGGAGCCGCUACCAGACGACGUGGUGAUGCAGAAACCCAACGCCAACGCAGUGCGCUCCCUACAGACCAUCAUACAAAUACAAAGUCAAUACUGGCAGAGCUUGAAGGCCUCUAGCGGGUCGGUGUCUCUGUCAUAUCUGUGCGCCCAGAGACGAGACUGCGAGGAGACGGACGCGGUCAAAGCACUCGCCUCUCUGUCCGUGGGGGUGCUGUCCAAUAAGACCCUCUCCGACGAGCCAAUGGAAGACGACAGCGAAUCCAUGUAG